AACAAGCUAACGGGGUCCUGCACUGCGAACGUGUCCACUAAGCAAGCAGAACUGCAGAUCAUGAUCAUGUCAACUCAUAUGUUUUUUGCGACUACCAAGUCUUACCGGAUGCCAUGAGCGAUCAGACAUAGAUCGGUUGAAAACUGUUCUAGUUUUCCAGGCCGAACCUUUCGCAGCGUCCUCUGCGCGAAUAAUUCCUCAUGGGCUAGUCGAUUGUUCUCUAGAAACGACCUCGACAUCGACUUAGACUUUAGCCUUCUGUGGACGUUGUGUUUGUGGGGAAGUGUUUGGGCCCUAUGUAGUGCACCCAGACUGAUCGGCUCAGCUUCAAAUUGUCCUAAUGAUGUUACAACAGGAAACGAAUCCCACAGCCCAGCUCCAGUCUCUCGCUGAAGAACUCCAGUCUCAUAUACUGAGUUUUCUUCCUUAUCGAGAUAUUCUUCGAUGUACAUCCUUAUGCAAGGCCCUUCGCCAGGCGUACACAUCGUGCUCCGAGCUUCAAUACAUUGUUGAGCUCGGUGGUCAACAUCUCCUCCCUGUCCCUCACACUUAUGACAAUCGCACUUCUAUUUUCAAGCGCCUACAACUCCUGAGAGAUAACGCCCACGCAUGGUUCAACUUUGAUAUCCACUCUUUCAAAACAGUCUCCAUACCAGUCCAUAACAAAAUGUGGGUUGUCAAUGGCCACCUUUGCCUGUGGGAGCGACAUCAUGACUCGACCACAAUUUUUCCAAUACUACCGAAACCUUCCCAAUACACAAUCGAGCGUAAUGGGUCUCCGAUGUCGUUACGUUCAGAUCCCAAUGCAUACGGCUUCGAUGUGCUCAUGGACCCAGCGCAGAAUCUAAUUGCUGUCGUGUAUGCCACUGUCGAUGAUGAUUUCCAGUGGGAUGACGAGAGGAUCUAUAUCGACCUCGGGGCCCUGGAUGGGGGAGGUAUCCACCCUCAAGCCAUUGGACGUACAUUAUUUCGCUCAGAGCUGCCUGGAAUCCCGAGUGGUAAUCGCACUUCAACAGACUUGGGGAAAUUAAAACUCAAGUGUUUCGGAAGACAUAUCGCUCUGUGGCACUCCCGACAGAUCACUUAUGAAUACUUCGACGAGAGGCUAUGGGGGUUGCAGAUUUGGGACUGGCAGCACUCAGCAACGUCCAGUAGCAUCCUCAGUGCCACAAUAAACCCAGCGUGUGAGGAAGCAAUUGAUUUUUGCUUCCUUGGAAACGACAGGUUGCUUAUUUUCAGCGAUGAGAUGAAGCUCUAUUUAAUCGAGGACACAUCCAAGGCGCCGCAGUUACUGGCUUGCUUCUUGUUGCCUGUAUCACUGACGAGAAUACAGUGCAUAUACUCAAUGGAUGAUAUUGCACAUACCUCGCAACCCCAGAAACUAGCCCAACAAACGAUGUGGGCUUUGGACCCUGAGCAUCAGCUAUUAUCAAUUGUCACAUUCUCUCCGAGUCUCAUAUUCAUCAUUUCCACCACGAUUUUCUUCGAUCUCGAGUUGUUUGAGGGAAUACUAGAAGCAAUACCGUGGAAAAACUGGGGCCCUUUGAAUGCUCGUGUAUUCCAGACACCGAGCCGUUACAAUAUUUCCGUUGGUGGAAAUCGAGUCUUGUUGGCAUUUCCUGCAGAUGACACGACUGGCAUCUGGCAUUCCCCCCAAAAGUAUAGACUGCGUGUGAUGGACUUCAGCCCGUUAGCUUUCGAGCGUCGACAAGGUCUAGGACGAGUCGUGAAAGAGCCAUCUACGAUAGAAAUCACAGAGUCGCGGACGGGGGAGAGCUUCAAGUUGGCGGAGAGCUUAACGACAUCCCUGCCAUACGUCGAGGUUAUGUUGGACCAAGACAGAACAUUCGGAUAUCGUGGUUUUGAAAGGAUAUGGAUUGAUGCGGACAGAAUUUAUUUUUAUCAUGGAUCGAAUCAGCUCGAGGUCAUUGAGGUAACGUCAAGGGCUGCAGUUGCAGUAAAGCAUAUUACAUCGUCAAACUAGCCCCAAGUAAUAUUGUACCGACUACAGGUCAUAUAGUAUCUGAACUUCAUUCAGGAUGUAAUCCAAACAAGGUUUUUGUACUCACAUGUAUACUAGAUAGUCCCAC
Messenger RNA from Suillus plorans, 2090 nucleotides. RefSeq lists its product as uncharacterized. Gene Ontology annotation, molecular function: protein binding. The record is from RefSeq and is a predicted model, not a curated record. The coding region runs from base 341 to 1984 and encodes 547 amino acids. Lineage: Eukaryota; Fungi; Basidiomycota; Agaricomycetes; Boletales; Suillaceae. The transcript has 4 exons.